AUGUCUAAAAUCAACUUUCUUCCCGCAUUGAGGGAGGACAAAUUAGAAGCCAUCGUAGAUUUUGCUUUCAGCGUUGAAAACUUCUGCGCAACCGUCGACGCAUGUGGAUUGGAAGAAUACUUCUACAAUAUGACCUUCCUUCAUCAACUCGUCAAUAAGCUUCCACCAUCGAUCAAGUUAAAUUGGGCGCAGUACCGAUUAUCGCUGCCUACGGUCAAUAUACCGUCUUUCAGCAGCUGGAUCUAUUCUCUAGCAGAAGCUGCUAGCGCUGUUACCAUUCCGAACACCACACUCGAAUCCAAAACUCUGCUUAACGACUCACGCACAGCCAAGAACAGCAACUUCUUCCGCUAUUCCAACGCGAAAACUGCAGCCGAUAGCUGCCUAGUUUGCAAAGCAAGCUGCAAAUCGAACACCAAAUGCAAACGUUUCCUGGAGUUCUCUCGCGAUUCUCGCUGGGCGACGGUUCAAGAUCUAGGGCUCUGUCGCCGGUGUCAGGUGUUGUUCCGCUACCUACCCGUAGUGCUUCACGGUAAACACCGAUCAAUUGAAACAUUCGCCUUCCUGGACGACGGCUCCGAGCUCACCUUGCUCGACAAGGAACUGGCGGAUGAGCUGCAACUUGAGGGAGAUGCGGCCCCGCUAUGCUUGCUUUGGACUGGAGGAGCGAAGCGUCGAGAGGACGACUCAAAGAAUGUCAAGCUUGAGAUAUGUUCAAAACACGACUCCAAGAUGUACACCAUGCAAGGGGUACGCACAGUUGCUGAAUUACUCCUUCCGACACAGUCUCUCAAUGUCGAAGAGUUGUCUGAGCUAUAUCAACAUCUCAAAGGUCUUCCGAUCACCUCCUACCAAGAUGUCCGGCCAAGAAUUCUCAUCGGAAUGAAGGAUCAGCACCUCAGCCUUGUUAAAAAGAGCCGCGAGGGUGCACUGCACGAGCCGAUCGCUGUAAAAACCCGGUUAGGUUGGACAAUUUGUGGUGGAGGGAGUCAGAAUAACGCCACCAAUUUAGUACACUCUGUGUUUCACAUCUGUGCCUGCAGCCCGUCUUCGUACGAGGACCUACAUAAAAUGAUGAAGGAAUACUUCGCAGUAGACAGCCUGGGAGUUGUUCAGCCGAAGAAACGUCUCGUCUCAGCAGAAGAAGAGCGAGCGCAGAAUCUGCUCGAAGGCCGCACAGGCUAUGCGAGGAAGGUCACCGAUGAAGAACGUUCCAAAAACUUCCCCCGGACGUGGUAUCUACCUAUAUUUCCGGUAACGAACGCCAAUAAGCCAGGCAAGAUCCGAAUGGUGUGGGAUGCCGCUGCAGUAGCCCACGGAAUAUCUCUUAAUUCCGCGCUACUCAAAGGACCGGAUCAACCCAGCGAGCUGUUUACCAUACUGGUACAAUUCCGUGAAGGCCGGGUCGCUUUAACUGGAGAUGUGCGCGAAAUGUUCCUGCAAGUGUUCAUGCGUCCGGAAGACCAGCAAUGUCAGCGGUCUCUCUGGUAUGACGAAGAUGGGACCCUCUUUAUAUACGCUCUCCGAGUGAUGAACUUCAUGGCGUGCUGCUCCCCUAGCAGCACUCAGUUCGUGAAAAACCUAAACGCCGAGCGCUUCAAGGGGGACUAUCCAGCGGCGGUUGAAGUGAUCCAGAAACGGCACUACGUUGAUGACAUGCUAGUGAGUGUGGCAACAGAGAAAGAAGCUGUCGAACUCGCAUUGCAAGUGAAGGAGGUACACGCAGCUGGUGGCUUUGAAACCCGUAAUUGGAUCAGCAACUCCAAACGUGUCGCUGAGGCCUUAGAGGAGAAGAACACUGAAGAAAAGAACCUCGAUCUUUCACCGGAAUUAGCCACGGAGAAGGUGCUUGGUAUGUGGUGGUGCACCGACGUAGACACCUUUACCUACAAGGUUGGGUGGGACCGAUACGGCCGAGCGCUGCUGGAGGGCCAACACCGGCCAACAAAACGACAAAUGCUGCGUGUACUUAUGUCCGUGUUCGAUCCGCUUGGGUUAAUUGCCCAAUUUCUAAUGUAUUUGAAAAUACUGCUUCAGGAAGUCUGGCGCUCCGGCAUCGGCUGGGAUGACCAAAUCAGCAUUCCUCGGUGCUACAUCAGCGAGUCAAGCAUCCACUACGGAGACAUACAGCUUCACACAUUCGUAGGUGCAAGUGAAAACGGUAUCGCGACUACCUGCUACUUACGAUUCAACCAUCAGGAUGUUGUCGAGUGCAAAAUAGUCGCCGCCAAAACCCGAGUCGUGCCGUUGAAAUUCCUCUCUAUACCUCGCCUAGAGCUUCAGGCGGCCCUGAUCGGCUCUCGACUUGCCCGAACACUCUCCGAAUCCCUCACGAUCCACAUUUCUCGUCGAGUUUUCUGGUCUGAUUCCCAAGAUACCCUGUGCUGGAUCAGAUCUGACCACCGUCGUUACUCACCAUUCGUAGCGUUUUGGGUUAGCGAAAAUCUCGAGCUGCCGGAGAUGGCCGAAUGGAGAUACGUUCCCACCGAUCUGAACGUUGCGGAUGAUGGAACAAAAUGGAAAGGACUUCCAAAUCUGAAGCCCACAAUUUCUGUAUCUCACGGAAGAUCAUUGGCCACGCACGUCGAAAGGCUCUCAAACUACCGACCCAGAACUUCGUCCCAGUGCAAUGACACAUUUAAUUUUUCUGAUCCCAUCUUACAAGUGAACGACUUCUCCAAUUGGGGUCGAUUAGUUCGAGUUGUUGCAUUUGUACAACGUUUCUCCAACAACUGCAAAUUGAAACGCUUGAAGCAGACUAUUAUAAGCUGCCCUCUUUCCAGCUCAGAAAUAAGCUCGGCUGAAGCAUAUCUACUACGCCAGGUGCAGUUGGAAAGUUAUCCCGACGAAGUCACUUUUUUUCAACAAUCGCAGCACGAGCCAACAGCACUUAAAACACCGUUACCAAAAACAAGCCCGCUGCACCAAAAAUCACCUUGGCUGGACCAGAAUGGAGUUUUACGAAUGCGAGGCCGCAUCACCAACUGCGAUUACGCAACUGAAGACGCCAAAAAUCCAAUUAUCCUUCCACGUGACCACCCAACCACCAAAUUAAUUAUUGCACAUUUCCACCAAAAAUUACACCAUCAGAACCACGAGACCGUAAUCAACGAAAUUCGACAGAAAUACAGUAUUCCGAAGCUGCGCACAGCCUUCAUCAACGUCCGAAUUAACUGCCAACGCUGCAAGAACCACAGAGUCGAUCCAAAAGUGCCAAUCAUGGCGAUUUACCAGCAGCUCGAUCACAUGCCUUCGCAGCCCCUUCACCCUGUCGGCGUGGAUUUUUUCGGAUCAUACGAGACUGUCGUCGGUCACCGAUCAGAAAAGCGUUGGGUAUGCUGGCCACUUGCCUUUAUACAACCCGCGCAAUUGAAGUCGCCCAUUCACUAA
Molecule: messenger RNA, 3390 nt
Organism: Armigeres subalbatus
Lineage: Eukaryota; Metazoa; Arthropoda; Insecta; Diptera; Culicidae
Exons: 4
Coding region: 1-3390 (1129 amino acids)
Source: RefSeq, a predicted model, not a curated record